GGACUCGAGGUGAUUGGGGUAGUCUGGCCCCUGGUCACGGUCGCAGCGUGUUUCCUCGCAGCGCGGGUCAGCAUCAAGCGGCGGUCACGCAAGGGUCUGUGGUGGGACGACGUCCUCCUUAUUGCCUCGUGGGUGAUGCUGGUUCUCUUUGCAAGUGCGACGACGUACUGUGUACAUAUCGGCCUGGGCAGCCACAGCGGCGCCGCGGGUAUCCAGCAAAGGCCCAUGCAGUUGUGGACCAUCAUAGCCACCGUGUUCGCGGUUCUGGGCGCCGCGUGGAGCAAGACGUCCUUCGCACUUACCCUGCUCCGCAUCACCAAGGCCAGCCAGGGCAGGACACUGUACUGGUCCAUCUGGGCCAUCGUGGCCACUAUGAACGCAGUGCUAUUCUUCAACGCCAUCAUCUGGUUCAUCUACUGCAAGCCAGCUGCGGGGGCACGGGAUGCAGACCUGCACGCGCAGUGCUGGGAGCGGGGCGUCGUUGUCAGGUAUACCGAGUUCGCGGCAGCGUACUCGGCAGCCAUGGAUUUUGUGCUGGCUGUGCCGUGGGUAAUCUUCAUGAAGCUGCGGAUGAGGCUGAAGGAGAAGCUCGGUGUGGUCGUCUGUAUGAGCCUUGGUGUAUUUGCCGGCUGCACCUCAAUCAUGCGUUCCAUCACGGUGCCGACAUUGUCCUCGAGCGACUAUACCUAUGAGACAGGUCAGCUGUUCAUCUGGACGGGCGCCGAAUUAGCAACAACCAUCGUGGCGGCAUCCAUUCCUGUGCUGCGGGCCUUAUUCAGCGACCUC
This is a messenger RNA of Cryphonectria parasitica EP155, 786 nucleotides long. RefSeq lists its product as uncharacterized. The record is from RefSeq and is a predicted model, not a curated record. The annotation marks the transcript as partial. Lineage: Eukaryota; Fungi; Ascomycota; Sordariomycetes; Diaporthales; Cryphonectriaceae. The transcript is spliced from 2 exons.